Molecule: messenger RNA, 753 nt
Organism: Capronia coronata CBS 617.96
Lineage: Eukaryota; Fungi; Ascomycota; Eurotiomycetes; Chaetothyriales; Herpotrichiellaceae
Exons: 2
Coding region: 1-753 (250 amino acids)
Source: RefSeq, a predicted model, not a curated record
AUGAAGCGGUACAUUGAUCUGCAGGAUACUGCCUUCGCCAGCACUGCUCGAACCAUUGACAACCAGUAUCCGCAGAAGUAUUGUAUCAAGAGUGAUUACGACAUUCAACGGCGGUAUUCCCGUGUCUUGAGGAACGGCACCCACGACUUCACAGCGAUCAGAGAAUGGCUGAGGAUUCUGGAGAGGGAGUACACCUCCAACCUAAAAGGCAAGCUUAGGACAUUGCUGAUUUCAAUUUACACCUCGGGAGGUGCUUCACCUAUAUUGGUUGUCAAAUACCUAUUUGGGGACGAAUAUCGUAUCCAACGACAUGUCCUCUUCCACCCCUUGCAAGCCAGUCAUGCCGGCAUCUUGGAGAUCUUCGGUCACGCCUCGGCCUCCGGGUACCUGGACCUCGGUGGCUUCAACCACUGGUGGACGGGAGGCCGAGGCUCUGGUUGUGCUGGUCUUGACAGUGAAGAACUGACUGCUCAAUUUGCACUUCAUGAGACCCUGACACUCCAAAGUGGCAACGUCGACGAGAACUUGAGGCAGAGCGUUGAAAAGCUCGAGAACUUGAGACUGACUCUUGACGAGAGAGCCAUCAAGGAUAUGGAGAGAGACACGGCUGAGGCGACGAGAACGUGCGCUGAUCGCGUCCAACAAGUCACGAAGACAGUCAAGGAAACCCAGCUUACUUGGCUUCUUCGAGAUAUCGAGGACGCCAUUGGAGAGUACGAAAACAGUGAGGAUACGUCCAACGACGCUCCUUGA